Molecule: messenger RNA, 1699 nt
Organism: Danio rerio (zebrafish)
Lineage: Eukaryota; Metazoa; Chordata; Actinopteri; Cypriniformes; Danionidae
Gene: rmp64
Product: ribonuclease MRP subunit p64
Cellular component (GO): nucleus; nucleolus
Source: RefSeq, marked validated
UCUCCCCGGCAGUCAGCUGUAAACAUGGCGCAGGAGUGCUGGAAUAAAAUAAACAUUCCGUUUCCAAGUGCUGUCUCUUCGACUCGAAUCCCAUUUACGGAUUCGAUAGAUCUCUUGAUUGAUUGCUUGCUGGCUGACUGUGAGAAAGUGUUGACCCUGUUAUGUAGUGAAGUUCUUCAGACAGAAAUCCGUGUGCUGUACGAACUGCUUUACAUUUUGAACAAUGGCUUCAGACAACACAAGCCAUUCCGUGCAUUAAAGCAGGUUGAGCAAUGUGUAAACCGUUUAAAAGAGAUGAAGUUACAAGCAGCGGUGGAAGAUCUGAAGGAAGUGUGUCCAAACAAAUUUCAGAGGGAAGCCGGAGCCGAGGCUGGGGAGUGUGAUGUUCCCAGUCAGCCCAUGUUGGAGUGGCUCGGCCUCAAGCUGCUUGGAGCCUCCAGUCUUUUAGGCCGAACGCUGGAACGAUGCACCAAAGCUUUCUUAUUAACACGACAGCAUCUGCGUCUGGGCGAGUUCAUUGUGCUGAAUGUGGUGAUAACCAGCAUGCUCAGUCGUCUCUGGGUUUUUUUCAGAGGUAUUCUGCGAGCCCUCAUCCCCAUGUACAGAAGAAACUGUGAACUGCUCCAGAAGGUGUCUCAGUCUCAGCCCAUGGCCUAUCUGACUGACUUCACUCUACCUGAGGACCUGAAAGACUUCCUGUGCCUCACAUACCCUGAUCUAAAGAUUGAAGAAGUUACCAAAGACCUCUUAAAGGGCACAAGAGGAAAAAGAAAGUCCAAAUUUUCUCUCCUUUCCAAGUUGUUUGGGGAGACCGAGCAACAAGAAGAGAUUGGAGAAGGGGAGAGAGAUCUGAUGCCAAUAUUAAGCGCUGGACAUUAUGAAGUUUCUAGCCUGGACCUCGGAGCAGCAGUUUCACAACGACGGACCGAUUACUCAGAUGUGUCACCCUAUGGACUGGACAUAAAGGCUAUGCUUCAGCAGUCUUCCAAAACCACCAAACAGAAAUCUUUGGAGCAACAGAUGAAAUUGGACAGCUCCAGUAAAGCAUCAUUGUGUCAGAAGAGGACGUUUUUGAAGUCACUGAAGAAGACGUCUUCUUUUAGAAACAUGGCAGCCCUAUUAAAGGAACUGAUGAACUGGUGCCGGAGCUGCAAGUUUUAUCAAGAGCACAAACGCCUGGCCUUCCUGAGCCUGAAGUGUGGGAGAAUGGAAAGUCUGGAAGCUGAAGGUGUCAGGGUGGAGAAAAGAUUGAAGAUGUUUAAUAUAAAAGUUCAAAAGGCAUUGACUCUUCAACAAACUUUUCCACCGAAACAUUCCUGUUCCUUGCCUGCGCUUUUGAGAACUCGAUGGCAGAACAAAUUCUUCAUGAGACACUUCAGAACUCUCAGGCGCAGGUCAGCAGUGUCCAGGAAGUCCUCUGGAACCGUAAAAGGAUCAUUAAAUCAAAGGAGGAAAUGCAGGCCACUACUACAAUCCUCAAAUGAAGUGGAGUCAGGACAAAAUGUGACAGUUUCAGUUGAGAAAGAAAAAAUGGACUCGCAGACUUCGUUGCAGGAACCUAAUAUUCCGAAAGAUGAUAUUGAUGAUAUUUUUGAAUCCUUUGGACUUUAAGUUUUUCACAGUGAUCAUGUGGACAAUUUUUGUAGCCGCAUUCAGAAACCCUCCAGCCAAAAAAUACUAUUAAAUAAAAAUUCCGUUC